CGAGAAGCUGAAGACUAUGCUUUCGAAGCUAAACAUCACGUUUAUAUACUGCAAAAGUUCUUAUCAAAAGCACGUAGUUAUUUCCUACACGAAUUGAAAGAAACAAAGCAUUUGAUAAUGACAUUCAAAGAAAUAAAAUGCAUAUGUUUUUGUUUGGCAACAAAAGAUAAAGGUUAAAAAUAAAUUUCGAAAUCCUUAACUUGCGUUAACCCUAGAUAAAGCCUUGUUUUAGUAUAAAUAGUGGAUCGAUUCUUGGAAAACUCAUAGUCAAGUUCACUUCGACACAAACUACAAUGGCAGCCAAGCUGAUCCUCGUCCUCUGCGCUCAGGCGCUCUUCCUGCAGACUGCUUUCAGUCAAUGCCUUGGCCGUGGAGCCAUCGCUGCCCCAGUUUUGGCAGCUCCCAGCUGGGCUGGCUGUGGUGGCAACAACUAUGCUGGCAAUGGCCUUAUUGGCAAUGGUCUGAUUGGCAACGGUCUGAUUGGCAACGGCUACGCUGGCAAUGGAAUCAUCGGUAAUGGUUUGGCUGGACUCCAAAUCGCCCCCACCAGUGGUGGAUCUCUCCCUGUCUCUAGCUUGUCCUCCAUCGCUCCCACCGGUCUCGCCAUCAACUCAGACAAUGUGUAUGAGGGUGCUCUGUCCGUGGCUGGUGAGCUGCCGUUCAUAAGUGCUGUGGCUUUGGAGGGUGUCCUGCCAAGCGGCGGUGCUGGCGCCGUCAGCUACAGCUGCGGUAACGGUGUUACUGCUAUUGAGAGCAUCGCUCCUGCUGGUGCCUAUGGUGGUGCAGGUGCCUAUGGCGCUGCGUCUGCCUCAGGACUUGCUGCUGGCUAUGGGCUCGGCUCUGGUGCUAUCGGUCUUGCUGGCCGUGGUCUGGGCUAUGGAGCUCGCGGCUAUGGAGCUGGCGGCUGUGGAUGCAGACAAUACUAAAUUCAAUGAUGAUGAUGAUACUUACGAAUGACGACAAUCUUCUGCUUGAUGAAAUAAACUGA
Helicoverpa armigera (cotton bollworm) is the source of this 988-nucleotide messenger RNA. RefSeq names its product chorion class B protein Ld34-like. The transcript has 2 exons. Gene Ontology annotation, cellular component: egg chorion. The record is from RefSeq and is a predicted model, not a curated record. Gene Ontology annotation, biological process: multicellular organism development; chorion-containing eggshell formation. The coding region runs from base 294 to 926 and encodes 210 amino acids. Lineage: Eukaryota; Metazoa; Arthropoda; Insecta; Lepidoptera; Noctuidae. Gene Ontology annotation, molecular function: structural constituent of egg chorion.